AGACAUACCCUCGUGCCUUUUCCUACCUUACCCCUCUCCAUUUUCACACCCACAAAACCCCUUCACAUUUUUUUUAAUCUUUUUCACAUACACAUCUGUAUAUCCAUCUGUCUGUAUUCUCUCUCUCUCUAACCUACAUUCAUCUUGUAUUUCAUCUUUCUCUAGACGCUUUUCCGUUUCCUCUUUGAGAUUUUGAUGAAUUGAUUAUCGAAUGUUGAAGCGAUCUUAGGGUUUUAGCAUCUUUCAAGCUGUAUACUGCUCUUCUUUGCUGAUUUUGAAGAUACUAUUAGAAAUGGCAGCUGAACUUGUUAAUGCAGCAACAAGUGAGAAACUAUCAGAAAUGGAUUGGACCAAAAGCAUUGAAAUUUGUGAAUUAGUUGCAAAUGAUCAUAGGCAAGCUAAAGAUGUCAUUAAAGCCAUCAAAAAACGUUUGGGAAGCAAAAGCAAAGAUACUCAACUAUUUACUGUUAUGUUGCUGGAGGUGUUGAUGAAUAAUAUUGGAGAACCAAUUCAUACACAAGUGAUUGACACUGGCUUGCUACCUGUACUUGUUAAAAUAGUCAAGAAAAAGUCAAACUCCAAUCUACCUGUACGAGAGAAGAUAUUUCUUCUUCUAGAUGCAACACAAACAUCUCUUGGUGGAGCUUCCGGAAGGUUCCCUCAGUAUUACUCUGCAUACUAUGAUUUAGUGAGUGCUGGAGUACAAUUCUCUCAAACACCUGAAGUUCUUCCUAAAAACAAUUCAACAGCUUCAGACAGCAGUAAAAGUAAUUCAAGUAAUGGUGAAGUUGUGAUCAAUGGACAUGAUAGGAGUGCUCCACCAACUGUCCCACAAGUUGUUCCUGAUUCUAGUAUUAUUCAAAAAGCUGGAUCUGCACUAGAAGUGUUGAGAGAUGUUCUUGAUGCCAUUGAUACUAGACAUCCAGAGCAAGCUAAGGAUGAGUUCACUCUGGAUCUUGUGGAACAAUGUUCGUUUCAUAAACAACGAGUUAUGCAUCUUGCAGUUACUUCUAGGGAUGAAAAGACAAUAUCUCAAGCAAUUGAAUUAAAUGAUCAACUUCAAAAGGCACUUUCAAGACACGAUAAUCUUAUUUCAGAUACACCAACACCUGCAGUCAACCAAAUUGACCAUGAAGAUCCAGAAGAAGAAGACCCUGAACAACUCUUCAGAAGGAUGAGGAAAGGAAAAGCGCGCGUAAGACCCGAAGCUGAAAACCACCAAACAGAUCGCCCAUUAGGGGUAUUAACGUCUUUUCCACCAGAUAGGCUUAACAGACCACUCACUUUGGAGCCAAAACAAGAACCAACCACCACCACCACUACCGCCGCCACAACCCGCCCGUCUGCCGCCGUGACAAUCCCACCGCCGCCUGCAAAACAUGUUGAAAGGGAGAAAUUCUUUCAAGAAAACAAAAAUGACGGUUCUGCCCUUGGUGGACACAUGAGGGGCCUCUCUUUACACAGCCGAAAUGCUAGUAGCUCUCGCAGUGAUAGUUUUGACUUGAGUGAUUGAUGGAAAGCGAUGGUUUUUUUAUAUUAUGGUGGGAGUAUAUAUUAUGUUGAAUUUGGAUUUGUUUUGUUUUUUUUUUUUUAUUUUUUUUUUAUUUUAUUAUUAUUAUACAAAAUGGUGAUAUGUGAAAGAUAGGAGAUGGUGGUGAAGGAAAGAGGAGAGGGGAGGGGAGGGGAUAGGACGUGUUUUAUAAGUCGAAUAGGAGAUGUUAGAAGUGGUUAGUUCUUGUUUGUUUAAUAUGGGAUUUGUUAAAAUGUUGGAUUAUUUUAUUUUGUGUGUUUUUUGUUUUUGUGUAAAACAGGAGGUGUUGUUUUAUUAAUUUUUAUUUAUAUCUUGAAAA
This is a messenger RNA of Lactuca sativa (garden lettuce), 1850 nucleotides long. RefSeq names its product ENTH/VHS/GAT family protein. NCBI's taxonomy places the organism in Eukaryota, Viridiplantae, Streptophyta, Magnoliopsida, Asterales, Asteraceae. Gene Ontology annotation, molecular function: phosphatidylinositol binding; ubiquitin binding. Gene Ontology annotation, biological process: protein transport to vacuole involved in ubiquitin-dependent protein catabolic process via the multivesicular body sorting pathway. The record is from RefSeq and is a predicted model, not a curated record.